Messenger RNA from Gavialis gangeticus (Gharial), 5209 nucleotides. RefSeq names its product sushi, nidogen and EGF like domains 1 (gene SNED1). Gene Ontology annotation, cellular component: plasma membrane; protein-containing complex. Bases 415 to 4767 code for a protein of 1450 amino acids. Gene Ontology annotation, molecular function: Notch binding; calcium ion binding. Lineage: Eukaryota; Metazoa; Chordata; Crocodylia; Gavialidae. The record is from RefSeq and is a predicted model, not a curated record. Gene Ontology annotation, biological process: cell-matrix adhesion; Notch signaling pathway; heterophilic cell-cell adhesion. The transcript is spliced from 33 exons.
CGAGCAGGGGCAGUAGUGUGGAGGGAGCUCAGCCCCGCAGUGCGGGGAACGGAGCGUCCGCUGCCACUGGGACCCUGCUGUUCAGACAGACUCUAGCUCUUCAGUGGUGCCACCUCUCCACCAGCUACACUGCCUGAGGGGGGAAGCAGGGGGGACUCCUGGCUGCUUUACCAUUGUGCCUUUUAUCCUCGUUAGGGAGUUUCCGAGCUCAGCCUCUUUUUUUCUGUCUUUUUUUAUUGCCGUCCCCUCCCCACUCCACCCCCUUGCAAAAAAAAAAAAAAAUUGACAGCUGCAUUAAAGACAGACCGGCUCUAAGGGGUUUGCAGAGCGGUGUUUGAUGAAAGCCAAGAGAAAAAAAAAAGCCCCAGCAUAACAGUUGGUUUGAAAUAAAGGACAAGCCUGUGUGUCGUGGAGAUGAGGGGCCUACCCGGCUGGACCGUGAUCCUAGCCCUGGGGAACUGGGUUUGGGUCGAGGGUGUUGUGCCUCUGGCUGACUUUUACCCCUUUGGCUUGGAGCAGGGGGAUGCUGUCACUUUGAAACAGGAUGACGGAGGCUCCGGGCUUCAGCCGAUUUCAGUGAAAUUCCCUUUCUUUGGAGUGGGACACACAGGACUUUAUGUGAACAACAAUGGAAUCAUCUCUUUCCUGAAAGAAGUUUCUCAGUUUACACCAGUUGCUUUUCCAAUCUCCAAGGAUCGGCGUGUGGUGGCAGCGUUCUGGGCUGAUGUGGAUAACCGAAGAGCGGGUGAUGUGUAUUACCGAGAAAGCAAGGACCAGGCCCUCUUGGAGAGAGCCACCAAGGACAUUGGGCAGUAUUUCCCAGAAGUCCCAGAAUUCUCUGCUCAGUGGGUUUUUGUUGCCACGUGGUACCGGGUGACCUUCUUUGGAGGAAGUUCUUUUUCUCCAGUAAACACCUUCCAGAUUGUCCUCAUCACCGAUGGCAAACUCUCCUUCACUAUUUUCAACUACGAGUCUAUCACCUGGACCACAGGCAUGCAUGCUAGCAGCGGGGGAGACUUUGCUGGGCUUGGUGGUAUUGCGGCCCAGGCAGGUUUCAACGCUGGUGAUGGAAAGCGCUACUUCAACAUCCCCGGAUCUCGCACUGAUGACAUCGUUGACGUGGAGAUGACGACAAAUGUGGGUAUCCCCGGGCGCUGGGUGUUCAGAAUCGAUGAUGCCCAGGUGCAAGUGGGGGGCUGCAACAACACAACCUCUGUGUGCCUGACGUUACGGCCGUGUCUGAAUGGGGGGAAAUGCAUUGAGGAUUGCAUCACAGGGAACCCCUCUUACACCUGCUCGUGCCUGGCAGGCUUCACUGGAAAAAGAUGCCACCUUGAUGUAGAUGAGUGCCUUUCCCACCCAUGUCAGAAUGGAGCCACCUGCAUUAAUGGUGUCAACAGCUUCAGCUGUCAGUGUCCACCAGGGUUCAAAGGCACUACGUGUGAGAAUGAGGAGUCGCCGUGUGAAGCCAAGGCCUGCCAGAACGGUGGGGAGUGCCAGGCAGUGAAUGGGACAGCUGCAUGUGUGUGCCAGCCAGGAUACACAGGGGAGGACUGUGAGGCAGAAGUGAACGAGUGUGAUUCCAACCCCUGCCUGAACGGGGGUCGGUGCAUUGACCUGGUGGACAACUACUCCUGCGUGUGUGUUGAGCCCUUCGUGGGACAGCGCUGUGAGACAGACCCCUCCUCCUGUGAGGACCGGAGCUGCCGGAACCGCCAGACAUGUAACUAUAUCCGCCCUGGACGCUACAUCUGCACUUGCUCCCCAGGCUACUAUGGCAGCAACUGCCAGUACGGUGGGCCUAAAGUGGCAAGUGCUUGUCUCUCCAAUCCAUGCCAGAAUAAGGGGAACUGCCUGGAAACAGAGCAAGGCUACAUCUGUGAAUGCCCAGAGGGCUACACAGGUCCCGACUGCAGAGACAAGCUUUCCGAAGACUGUGAGUGUCGGAAUGGGGGAAGGUGUCUGGAUGGAAACUUCACUAUCUGCCAGUGUCCGCCCGGGUACUUUGGUCUCCUCUGUGAAUUCGAAGUGACCACAACACCAUGCAAUGUGAACACUCAGUGCCCAGAUGGGGGCUACUGCAUGGAGUAUGGAGGGAGCUACCUUUGUGUGUGUCACACAGACUACACCACCAACCACUCUGUACCAUCCCCCUGCGACUCGGAGCCCUGCCUGAAUGGGGGAUCCUGUGAGGUCCAUGAUGACUCAUACACCUGCGAGUGUCCCCGUGGGUUCCUGGGCCAGCACUGUGAGAAAGUCAGGCCCCGGCUCUGCAGCUCUGGGCCCUGCCGUAACGGGGGCACGUGCAAGGAGGCAGAUGGAGAAUACUACUGUGCCUGUCCCUACCGCUUCACAGGGAAGCACUGUGAGAUAGGCAAACCAGACCCCUGUGCCUCUGGCCCAUGCCAGAGUGGGGGCACCUGCUUCCAUUACAUUGGCAAGUACAAGUGUGACUGCCCUCCAGGCUACACAGGACGACACUGUGAGAUUGCCCCUUCUCUGUGCUUCCUGAGCCCAUGUGAGAAUGGAGCCACCUGCAAGGACCUUGGCAACAACUACAUCUGCACGUGCCCUUCUGGGUACAUAGGGAAGCACUGCCAAACAGAGGUGGACUGUGGGGUCCCCAGUGAGGUGAAGCAUGCCCAGGCAAUGUUCAAUUCCACCAGGGUGGGCUCAUUGGCUGAAUACCACUGUGAUCUGGGCUAUGUCCUGAGCCCUCACCAUGCCCCCCGUGUGUGCAGUCCCCAGGGCAUCUGGAGCGAUCCCCCGGAGUGUGACGAGAUUGAUGAGUGCAGGUCUCAGCCCUGUCUGAAUGGGGGCUCAUGCAAGGACCGUAUUGCUGAGUUUCUGUGCAUGUGUGAAGCAGGAUACACAGGCCUCCACUGUGAGUUGGAGAUCGACGAGUGUCAAUCCGACCCUUGUAAGAAUGGAGGAACCUGCAGAGAUCUCCCAGGAUCUUUUGCUUGUCUUUGUCCUGAUGGUUUCAUGGGAAUCCACUGUGAGACAGAGGUAGAUGCCUGUGAAUCGAGUCCUUGCCAAAACGGAGGGGACUGUGAAAACUACAGUGGUUCCUACCUGUGCAUGUGCCCAGAGGGUUUCUUUGGCUACCACUGUGAGACAGCCAGCGAUCCCUGCUUUUCCAGCCCAUGUGGCAGCAGAGGCUACUGCCUGCCUUAUAAUGGAUCCCACAGCUGUACCUGCAAAGUGGGCUACACAGGCAAGAACUGCGAGAAAGAAUUGUUGCCACCAACCUCAUUAAAGGUGGAAGGGGUGGAGGACACUGGUGUGUUGAUUUCUUGGCACCCACCUGAGGACCCAAUCGCCAAGCAGCUGACUGACGGCUACGCCGUGACGUACGUAUCCUUGGACGGCUCUUACCGCAGGACAGAUUUUGUGGACCGAAGUCGUUCUGCCCACCAAUUGCGGGCACUGGCCUCCGGCAGAGCCUACAAUAUUUCUGUCUUUUCAGUCAAACGCAACGUGAACAACAAGAAUGAUAUCAGCAGACCCAUCACGCUGAUCACACGCACUAGACCACACCCCGUGGAGGGGUUUGAGAUCACCAACGUGACGGCCAGUGCCAUCACAGUGCAGUGGGCUCUCCACCGCCUCAAGCACUCCACUGUCAGCAGGGUGCGCGUCUCCAUCCGCCAGCCUGGCGACAUGGAGCACCGCACUGUGGAGCUGAACAGCAGCGUGGCCAAGUACACAUUCUGGGACCUCCAGCCAGGAGAGAGGUACAUUAUCGAUGUGACCACCCUGAGUGGGAUGGGGACGGAAGACCAUCCUUCUGAGAGCCUGGCCACGGCUCCCUUCCAUGUGUGGACGCGGCCCCUCCCUCCUAGGAACCUCACUGCUUCCAGGGUUGGUGCCACCACAGUUUACAUGACAUGGGAACAGCCACCAGCAAGUUCAAGCUCAGUGGAGGGCUACAUCAUCAACGUCACCACCAGCCAGAGCGUGAAGAGCCGCUAUGUGCCCAACGGGAAGCUGUCUUCUUACACAGUGCGUGACCUGCUGCCAGGGCAGAGGUACCGUUUGUCCGUGACAGCCGUCCAGAACACAGAGCAAGGCCAAGUGCACAGUGACCCAGCUCACCUGUAUGUCGUGACCUUGCAGAGGGAUGGGACACCAGAGCGGCGAUGGAGCCAGGGUGGACAUCCCCGCGUCCUCCGGAACAGGCUGCCCCCGGCCUUUCUGCCUGAGCUACGCCUGCUCGCAGACCAUGACAUCUCGGAGGAGCCCUCACAGGCCCCCAGGUACACGGAACUGGUGGACGGCAGAGGAAGGAUCAGUGCCAAAUUCAGCAGCUCGCCAAGCAAAGCCAUUACCAUGAAAACACAACCUGAGGCUCCACUGAAGCUGGAAAACAUUGAAGAGUCGACCAAUCGUGUCAGUCUGGCCUUGCAGCUGCCAGAGUCAGAGAACAAGAAUAGAGAGAGUGCCAGCCAAAACUGCUCCAUGAACCCCUGCAGGAAUGGGGGCACCUGUGUGAUGGAUGCUGAGUCCUACCAGUGUGACUGCAGCCCUGGCUUCAAGGGCAGGCACUGCGAGCUGGCUUGCAAGAAGGUCCCACAAUCCUGCACGCGGCUGUACUCAGAAACCAAGUCAUUCCCUGUCUGGGAGGGCAAUGUCUGCCAUUACCUGUACAAGAGGGUCUACAAAGUUCACCAAGAUAUCUGCUACAAGGAGAGUUGUGAAAGCACGGUUUCAAAGAAGACAGCCAGCAGGAAACAGAGUAACAGUCAUACACUGAAGAAGCCGUAGGGAUCUGGGAAGGCACUGCAAGGCACCGUAUCUACGAGCAGAGGAAAAAAAAUCAAGUCCUUCAAAGCUGAGAGAGUAAAAUGCUACAGUUCACAUUACAGCGAUUAAGUAUGUUCCAAAAGCGCCCGCCCUCGUGUAUCAUGUCAGCCCAACGGCACUGCCCUACCAGCCUUUCUAGUGUGAAGCGUUCCUGCUGAUUGCAAGGAAACAGAUAUGAAUGUGACAUUACCUGACCAGACCAUAGCAGAAGAAAGAAGUGGUGCUUCAGUAUUGCAACAGAUACAGCCUCUGAUGCCAGCAGGGCAGCUCUCGGACAGAGCGUUUAGCUUUUAAGAGUUCCUAGCUUUUGUGAGUUUGUAUGACGACACUAGUUAAACAUAGAAUUGUGUAUUGCCAUACACAGUGUAUAUUAUAAAUUAAUACAUACCAGAGAUAUAUCUUA